Molecule: messenger RNA, 3502 nt
Organism: Haliotis rubra (blacklip abalone)
Lineage: Eukaryota; Metazoa; Mollusca; Gastropoda; Lepetellida; Haliotidae
Product: unconventional myosin-VIIa-like
Exons: 22
Coding region: 203-3487 (1094 amino acids)
Cellular component (GO): myosin complex
Molecular function (GO): ATP binding; cytoskeletal motor activity; protein binding
Source: RefSeq, a predicted model, not a curated record
UGGUGCUUGUGCUCUUACUGUGUGAAUGAGACUGGUUUACAUGGGUGUGACCUCAAUGUGACAACGCAGGACUUUACAGUGACAGUCGACUUUAGACAGGUGGUGGACAUGUUAUAUUGAGGAAAAGAGAAUCUUCGCAUAGUCCACACAGACUGUACAACUUGAUGUGGUAACUUGACAAAGGCAGGACAGUGGUGCAACCAUGGUGAUCUUAGGAAAGGGUGAUCAUGUGUGGCUGGAGCCCGAGACUCGUGGGGAGUUCACUGUGGCCAUCGGGGCCCGGGUGCAGUUUUCCGAGUCAGGCAAGAUCAAAGUCAUCGAUGAUGAUGGCCGGGAACACUGGAUCGAUGGCAAGAGAAAUAUACGUCACAUGCAUGCAACCUCCAUAGAUGGCAUGGAGGACAUGAUAGGCCUGGGGGAUCUCAAUGAGGCCGGCAUACUUAGGAACUUGUUUAUUCGCUAUAUGGACAACUGUAUAUAUACAUACACAGGGUCAAUCCUUGUGGCGGUGAAUCCAUACCAGAUCCUACCUAUCUACACCAGUGAACAGAUACAGAUGUACCGAGACCGCAAGAUUGGGGAGCUGUCUCCUCACAUCUUCGCUAUUGCUGACAACUCAUACCACAACAUGAGACGCUAUCAACACGACCAGUGUGUCAUCAUCAGUGGAGAGUCUGGUGCAGGAAAGACAGAGAGCACCAAACUUAUUCUACAGUUCCUGGCAGCUAUCAGUGGACAACACUCUUGGAUAGAACAGCAGAUUCUAGAGGCCAACCCCAUCAUGGAAGCAUUUGGCAAUGCCAAAACCAUCCGAAAUGACAAUUCCAGUAGAUUUGGAAAAUACAUAGACAUUCACUUCAAUGAUAAAGGCGUGAUUGAGGGAGCUUGCAUAGAGCAGUACUUGCUGGAGAAGUCCCGUAUUGUGAACCAAGCUCAUGAUGAGCGCAACUACCAUAUCUUCUACUGCAUGCUGGCUGGCAUGAGCAAUGAGGACAAAGCCAAGCUGGAGCUGGUCGACGCCACCAGCUACUACUACCUUGUGCAGGGCGGAUCCAUUUAUUGUGAGGGUCGUGAUGAUGUGAAGGAGUACGCAUCAAUCCGUUCUGCCAUGAAGGUCCUGAUGUUCACAGAGCCUGAGAUGUGGUCCAUUCUGAAGAUUCUGGCCUCCCUACUUCACGUAGGCAAUGUCCGCUAUAUAACGGUAACUAUUGAGCUAGACAACAUUGAUGCCACAGAAAUCCAAGACAUUUCCUUCAUCAACAAAGCUGCUAGACUGCUGGAGGUGAGUGCCCAGGAUCUGGUAGAUGCUCUCACCACCAAAACUAUCUUCACACAAGGAGAGUCCGUCACUUCCACCAUGAGCAUCCAAUCAUCACUUGAUGUCCGUGAUGCCUUUGUCAAGGGUGUCUAUGGACGUAUGUUUGUGUGGAUAGUGGAUAAGAUUAAUAGUGCCAUUUUUAAGCCAAUGGAAAAGUCUGCCCAUUAUCGAAAGUCCAUUGGUGUCUUGGAUAUAUUCGGCUUCGAGAAUUUUGACACCAACAGCUUUGAACAACUCUGCAUCAACUUUGCCAAUGAGAACCUCCAACAGUUCUUUGUACGACACAUCUUUAAACUUGAGCAGCAAGAGUACAACAUCGAAGGCAUCAACUGGCAACAUAUAGAGUUUGUGGACAACCAGGACGCGCUGGACCUCAUUGCCAUCAAGCCCAUGAACAUCAUGGCCCUCGUUGACGAGGAAAGCAAGUUCCCUAGGGGGACUGACCAGACCAUGUUGGCCAAGCUUCACCAGAACCAUGCUUCCAACAAGAACUACCUCAAGCCCAAGGCUCAGAUCAACACAACCUUUGGUCUCAACCACUUUGCUGGUGUUGUCUUCUAUACAUCCACAGGGUUUCUUGAGAAGAACCGAGACACGUUCAGUGCCGACCUGAUGCAGCUCAUCCAGACAUCACGCAACAAGUUCCUCACCAAACUGUUCUCCAGUGAUACAUCAAUGGGAACAGACACUCGAAAGCGAGCCCCAACACUAGCUGCCCAGUUCAAGAAGUCUCUUGAUGCUCUCAUGAAGACACUCAGCAGCUGUCAACCAUUCUUUGUACGAUGCAUCAAACCAAAUGAGUUUAAGAAACCUAGUAUGUUUGACAGAGAGUUGUGCUGCAAGCAGCUGCGAUACUCCGGUAUGAUGGAGACGAUCAGAAUCCGGCGAGCUGGCUAUCCCAUUCGACAUGUGUUUAGUGAAUUUGUUGACCGUUACCGUGUAUUGGUGUCAGGCGUGGGUCCGUCCCACAAGGAGGACUGCAUGGCAGCAUCCAAGAAGAUCUGUAAGGAGGUGCUGCAGGGCAAGGACUACCAGCUGGGCAGGACUAAAGUUUUCCUCAAGGAUGCAGAAGAUGUCUUCCUGGAACAGCAGAGAGAGCUGACCCUCACAAAGAAGAUCCUCAUCCUGCAGAAGACGGUCAGGACCUGGCACUGUCGACGCCGCUUCCUCAGGAUGCGCAAGAAUGUGGUGACCAUCCAGUCGGCCUGGAGGACACACUAUCAGCGGCGUAGAUUCUUGCUGAUGAAGCAAGGCUAUCUGAGACUUCAAGCCAUGUGUCGAUCUCGCAUCCUCACCGCCAGGUACAAUGUUCUACGAGGAAUUAUUGUCAACCUACAGCGGUUCUGUCGAGGAUACUUGGUGCGACAAUGGGUCCAGCGGCGCAUGGUGGCAGUGGUGAGGAUACAGGCUGCAUUACGAACGCUUAUUGCGAGGAAGAGAUUCAGACGUAUGCAGAUCGAGUACCAGAAACGGAUGGAGGCUGAGCGGAUCCGACAGGAUGAGGAGGCCAAGCUAAGGAAGAAGAUGAACACAAAGAAGGCCAAAGAGGAGGCAGAGCGACAUCACAUGGAACGCCUGGCCCAGAUUGACCGUGAGGUGGUGGAGGAGGAGGCCCGACAGAAGGAGGAGGCUCUCCACAAGAAGCAGCAGAUUGAGCAGGCCGAGCAGACCAAGGACAUGCCAGUCAACGAGUCACAGCUGGUGGCGGAGUUGUUUGACUUUGUGGACCUCAAGCCAGGAGAUGGCAUGGGAGAUUUCGCUCCUUCCGCCUUCAGGGACCUCGAGGCCCAGCGCAGGAGGGACCUCGACAACCCAGAGAUGGAAGUCGUCAAGAACUUCAGCCCAAUCGACUCCGAUGAUGAGGAUGUGUCGGCCUACCAGUUCCCCAAGUUUGCUACCAUGUACUUCCAGUCCAAUGCCACUGGCAACUACAUCCGUCGGCCCCUUAGACAGCCUCUGCUGCCACUUCUCAAUGAUGGCGACCAACUGGUGAGCCUGAUCUCAUUUUUAAUCAAAUAUAAUUCAAACCUAUGGACACACAUUACCCACAUUUUAGUAACAACACAUAAACAGGCAUUCCAUAUUCAGAUAUACUUAGUAGAAAGUAUAUUCCAUAUUCAGAUAUACUUCAGUAGAAAGUAUAUUCCAUAUUCAGAUAUACUUCAGUAGAAAGUAUAUUCCAUA